GUAUUAGUCGAUUCAUAGAAAGAGUUUCUCAUGUUUAUCUCUGAUACCGUCUAUAUUCGAAAAUGGGAAACAAAAUAACUGCUUUCUUCCAGCGAGUGUGUGAUUAUCCGAUAAAGAGAAAGCCCAUAUGUUUCCUGAGACAGGAAGAUUACUCCUCAACAGGGCAACGUUUGCGACAUGAUGAAGCUCCCCUACGAGGUCCACCAACAGAAUAUGACAAGCUAGUUGAGGAUUUCUAUGCAAAACUUCAGGCUCACCGUAAAGAAGCCAAGCAUAAGUUGGAUGAGCGCCAGCAAUCUGGAGCAAAAAGACUGGUUUCACGGUUUCCUGGCUGGAAUGAAAUGACAAUUACCAACCUACACAACAUGUUCCUUCUCUUUGACAGCAGUAAUCUUGGAAUGCUCAACUUUGAUGACUUCUGUGCCAUUCUGGGAUGCCUUGGUGAUGAAAGUCCCUACGAUGUACGUAAACUUCAUCAUGAUACAGCAGACAAGGACAUGGAUGGUUGUAUCAGUUAUGAAGAGUUCCUUUCGCUUGUGUACAAUUUUGAUCCUCCCGAGGACAAUGAGAUUAGAGGACUGGCAAAACUCUGCCUUAAAAUGGCUGAUGAUAUUAAGUUUGUUGGUGGACUCUCACUUGGAGAGCAGUUGGAAUAUGGACUGUUUUAGUAUAAGAUAGUGUGUAUUUUGAUAUUCCUACUCAAUUAGUCACAAAAAGCUGAGACUCUGUGAUGUGAAAAUAUGAUCUUUUGCUGAUAUGUAUGUAAUAUGUAAUGAAGGUAUCUACCCAUUAAAUUAUUCUAAAAGAAA
Messenger RNA from Schistocerca gregaria, 809 nucleotides. RefSeq lists its product as uncharacterized. The coding region runs from base 63 to 668 and encodes 201 amino acids. The record is from RefSeq and is a predicted model, not a curated record. NCBI's taxonomy places the organism in Eukaryota, Metazoa, Arthropoda, Insecta, Orthoptera, Acrididae. The transcript is spliced from 4 exons. Gene Ontology annotation, molecular function: calcium ion binding.